This is a messenger RNA of Pectinophora gossypiella (pink bollworm), 3209 nucleotides long. Its product is annotated as sodium-dependent nutrient amino acid transporter 1-like. The record is from RefSeq and is a predicted model, not a curated record. The transcript has 11 exons. The coding region runs from base 148 to 2064 and encodes 638 amino acids. Gene Ontology annotation, cellular component: membrane. NCBI's taxonomy places the organism in Eukaryota, Metazoa, Arthropoda, Insecta, Lepidoptera, Gelechiidae. Gene Ontology annotation, biological process: sodium ion transmembrane transport.
CGGUUCCAUCUGAUAUGUUUUAUCUCAGAACUAUCUGCCAUUGCAAAAUUUAGCCCAUGUUGUGCCAGUUACGUGCAGUAUCAUGACAACCCGCCAUGUGCACGGUGAAUAAGAACCGCUUUGUGUUGUGAGAGGAGCAAAAUAAACAUGAUCGAUACCUACAAAUUAAAGCGCUGGAUGAGCGUACCAGCGCUGCAGGCUCACCUGUGCACCCUGGCAGUGGCAAUGAGCCACAACAGUCUAUGGCGGGUCCCUCGAGACGGGUUCCGGUAUGGCGGGUUGGCGUUCGGGCUGGUCCAUACCGUGGCACUCGUGUUCAUCGCGAUGCCCAUCACGCUCCUUCAAUUGGCGGUCGGGCAGCUGAGCCAGCAAGACACAGUCGGCAUGUGGAGAGCUGUGCCCUUCUUCAGAGGUGUCGGUUAUCUCAGACUGCUGAUAACAUCGUUGGGUUCUGUGUACACAGUCGUGUAUCUGGCUCUCAUAGUUACCAAUUUUUUUUACACACUCAGUAAUCCUUAUCCGACUUGGGAAUGUACAGAAUGGACCCUGCCUGAGGAUAUCUACGAAACAACAGUACUGAAUUCUUCAUUGUUAUGUUUUAAUGAGACCUUCAUGGCACCUGUGGAGGAGCAACCGGAGAACUAUGUGGCCAUAUCUCUUGUAAUAUGCGCGUUGUGGAUCGUCUUUUUAGUAGUGCUUUACAGCCCCGUGAAGUUUAUGAAACGGACGUUCUACGUGCUAGGUCCAUUGGUGUUGGUGUUGUGUGUCGUGCUCGCCAGUUGUCUGGGCGAGUGGGCUGACCUGGCUCUUCUGCAGAAAGGGAGCGACUGGUCCAACUUCCUGGACCCGGACAUCUGGCAGGCGGCGCUCAUCCAGGCGUUGUGGUCCUCCCUGGUCGCCGGAGGUUUCCUAGUGUCCGCUGGUGACACUGUUUACGCCAGCACUAAUGUCCAAUGGACGACGUUAGUAAUAAUAGCGGCGAACAUAGCGUCCAGUUGGCUGGGCCUGGUGUUUUGGUUUGCGGUUGGAGGCGGCGGAGAGCGAGACGUGAGCUCGCUGGCAGUGGUGCUUCAGGUGUACUCGCUGGCGGGGCAGAAGCACCUCCCGCGCGUGUGGCCACUGCUCAUCUUCACCAUGCUGAUAGUGUCCGGGUUCAUUACCAUGUUAACUCUGCUGUUCCCGCUGUAUGAUCGGCUAAGGCGCGUGGGCGGCGCGCGGUGGCGGGCGCUGGCUGCCGGCAGCUCGCUCGUCGGUGCGGGCGCAGCACUCGGCGUGCUCGCGGGGCGCAUGCGCGCGCUCCACGUGCUUGAGGACCUCGCAACCCCGCUGCUCAUCACCAUCACGACUACUACCGAGAUAUUCGUGUUUAUUUUUAUUUAUGGUUGGAAGGUUCUGGUUGAAGACGUGGAAUUCCUGACGAGCGAGGAGUUGAGCAAGUACUGGGUGAUGGGAUGGUGCGUCGCCCCCGGGGUGAUCGCGCCGUUCGCGGCGUGGUGGGUGGUCACAGUGGUGGGGCAGGAGGCGUGGCCAGCCUGGGAGACCACCACGCUCGCAGCCACUGCUGGCGCGGCGCUGCUCAUCUUCCUCGCCGCGGCCGCGCUCGCCGUCGCCAAGCAAGUCCAGUAUGACAUCUUGGGAAAGCUGUCAUCAUCAUUCAAGCCGUCAAGACAUUGGGGUCCCCGGGACCCCAUCUCGCAUUACUACUGGCUGGCGAGGCGUGAGGAAGCCAACAGGAGGCACCUGCCGCCGCGCUACCAUCGCCGGUACCUCGGCCAGCUGUCAGGCUCCCCGAGCUUCCUCAACCUUCCGGAAAACUCCAUACAACCGCCUCGGAUAGACUCCAAAAGGAGAACCAACUCCGAUGACUGGAUAUACACGAUUUACAGAAGGAAAUGCGUCGAGAAUUUGUACAGUGACUUCCUUCCGAAGAACAAAAGACGGCGGUCUAAGUCGUUCGACUGGGAACUAUCUAGCGCAAGAUCUCUGAAGGAGUCACUGGCAGAAAUCAGCGUCGAGCAUUUAAAAGAGAAUAACAACAAUAUUAUAAUAAAAAACGGUAAAUAAUUCGUCGGUAUGUAAGUUAUAAUCCAGGGGCCUGUUUAAUAAAACUUAAAAUUAUAAAUUACAACGACAAUUUGAUGUUCAUUACGUACCUAAUAUGAAACUGCAAAAUAUUCGUGAUCACACACUCCGCAAUGUACAUCAAAUUGUAAUUGUAAUUUACAAUAAUAAUUGUAAGUUUUAUUAAACAGGCCCCUGGUAGUAUAAUUAAAAAGCGGAGUUAAAAAGCAAUAUCGUCACAUGUUGACAAGUGUUGAAAGGACGGUUUAUAGGGUAGUUUCCAACUAGUCAAAUCAGUUACUUAUUACUCAACACGAAAUAUACAGGGUGUUAGUGACAUCGUAACGAAAACUUUGAGGGGUGAUUGAGGCCAUGAUUCUGAGAUGAUAUCAAGUGGAAUUUUCCGUCGCAAAAGUAUGGAACAAAAAAUAAUUAAAAAAGACACAAAAUUUUUCAUGAAUAUUCAGACUGAAAAUUCAACUUGAUAUCAACUCAGAAUCAUGGUCUGAACCAUCCCCCUCAGUAUUCGUUACGUUGUCACUAAUACCCAUACCUACUUAUAUGGCUACUGUAUGUACUUGUGUGGGGUGUAAGUGACAUCGUAACGAAUACUGAGGGGGAUGAUUCAGCUGAUUAUUCUGAGUUAAUAUCAAGUGAAAUUUUCCAUCGCAAAAGUAUAGAAUUGAAUUAUGACCGGAAUCAUCCCCCUCAGUAUUCGUUACGAUGUCACUAACACCCUGUAUAAUAAUCAAUACGUCAUAACACGAAAUUACCAUGGAAUUUGUAUCAAUAAGCAACCUGGACGUCGAAAAAACGUGAUAAAAUGUUGCACUUAUUAUUAAAUUUUUCAUUACUAAAAUUUAUAAAUAAGUUAAAUAGAAAAAAAAAAAAUUUUGUUUCACCUUUAGAUCUGGGGGGUUAAGAUGGCCACAUCGAAGCAAUUCAACUAAGAAAGCAAUAUUGCAAUUUGACAUUUGCGCAUAUAAAAGUAAGUGCGCUAUGCAAACAAAUGUCAAAUAGCAAUAUUGCUUUCUUAGAUGAAUUGCUUCUGUGUGGCCAUUUUAACUCCUCUGUAUUUAUUUAGUACUUAAUCAGAAUUUCAUAAUUUAUCUGUGACUUAGGAAACUACCCAACUCCGGCCCGACAGA